Suncus etruscus (white-toothed pygmy shrew) is the source of this 1359-nucleotide messenger RNA. It is a transcript of the gene CBX8, whose product is annotated as chromobox 8. Lineage: Eukaryota; Metazoa; Chordata; Mammalia; Eulipotyphla; Soricidae. Bases 27 to 1133 code for a protein of 368 amino acids. The transcript has 5 exons. The record is from RefSeq and is a predicted model, not a curated record.
GGCGGCGGCGGCGGCGGCGAGUCAACAUGGAGCUCUCGGCGGUGGGGGAGCGGGUGUUCGCGGCCGAGGCCCUGCUCAAGCGGCGCAUCCGGAAAGGACGCAUGGAAUACCUCGUGAAAUGGAAGGGCUGGUCUCAAAAGUACAGCACCUGGGAACCUGAGGAAAAUAUUCUGGAUGCCCGCCUGCUGGCUGCCUUUGAAGAAAGGGAACGAGAGAUGGAGCUCUAUGGGCCCAAGAAGCGAGGCCCCAAACCCAAAACCUUCCUCCUCAAGGCACAGGCUAAAGCCAAAGCCAAGGCUUAUGAGUUUAGGAGUGACUCUGCCCGAGGCAUCCGGAUCCCCUACCCCGGACGCUCGCCCCAGGACCUGGCCUCCACCUCCCGGGCCCGGGAGGGUCUCCGAAACAUGGGCCUGAGCCCCCCCGGGAGCAGCAGUAGCAGCACCUGCCGGGCUGAGCCGCCCCGGGACCGUGAGCGGGAAAGGGAGCGGGAACGGGAACAUGUCACUAGCCGUGCAGAGGACAAGCCCAGCUCCCCGGGUGACAGUUCCAAGAAACGUGGCCCCAAGUCCCGGAAAGAGCUCCAGGACCCCUCGCAGAGGCCUUUGGGAGAAGCUGUGGACAGUCUUGGGGAUCACCUGAAAGGCCGCAAGCUGGAGGACACCCCUUCCUCAGGUGCCGGGAAAUUCCCUGCAGGCCACAGCGUGAUCCAGCUGGCCAGGAGGCAGGACUCGGACCUGGGCCCCUGUGGGGUGGCCAGCCCAGGUCCCCCAGAAACGGCGGGCAGGCUGCCCGGGGACACCUUCCCGGCCAGGGUCAUAAAGCACAGGCCCGCCUUCCUGGAGGCCAAAGGCCAGGGGAAUCUGGACUCCGGUGGGCCCCGGGUCCGGCAUGGCUCUGGUACCCCUGCAUCUGUCGGGGGCCUGUAUCGGGACAUGUCUGCCCAAGGGGGAAGACCCUCCCUCAUCGCCAGGAUCCCGGUGGCCAGAAUCCUGGGGGACCCAGAGGAGGAGACCUGGAGCCCGUCCCUGACCAACCUGGAGAAGGUGGUGGUCACCGAUGUCACGUCAAACUUUCUGACCGUCACCAUUAAGGAGAGUAACACGGACCAGGGCUUUUUUAAGGAAAAGAGAUGAGGCGCUUGGGUGGGUGAGCGGGAGAGCUAACGGAGGCACGGUUUCAUUUCUGGGGGUUCCAUUGCCACUGGACGCCGGAAUUCCAUGCCCCCGACCCCGUCCUUUAUUCCUCCACCACCCCACCCCACCCAGUUUUGGUUGGAAAGAUUAUCUCUAGAGUUAUAUUUUCUAUUAGAUGUAAAUAUGUUAUUUAAGACAAAUAUCUAAAUAUAUAUAUUUCAACUCU